Messenger RNA from Paramecium pentaurelia, 339 nucleotides. Lineage: Eukaryota; Ciliophora; Oligohymenophorea; Peniculida; Parameciidae. The record is from the annotation of a GenBank genome assembly.
AUGGAUUCUAAUUUAUAUGUAAAGUUAUCUCCUUAAGGUACUUAAAAACAUAAAGAAUUGGAGUCUUAAUGUUUGAUGAAGUUUAUAUAUUGGGUAGCUGUAGCAAAUAUAUCAGGUGCACUUGGAGGUUAACUUAUGAUGUAUAUACCUAUGUCAAGCAGAUAAAAAUAAAUGAGGUAAUUAAAUGUAAUACACUUAUUUUUAGAUUUAGAAAUGGUGUAUUUAUAUCUACUGCUUUAUUAUUGAGUUAUCAUGGCUAUAAAUUAUCCAAAAGAGAUUUAAGAAUUGGUUAAAAAGAGAUCAUUCAAAAUAAAGAUAAUGUAUUGUCACCAUCUUGAG